GCUGUUUCUAGCUGACAACAGCUCGUCUAUGGUGGAAAUUCGACUGUAUCUAAACGUUCUCGAGUCACUGUUCGGUUGAAAAUUGUAUGUUACCACCGAAUAUGAGUACUGAAGCAGUUUUUCUGAAACCGCGUGCACCAUUCAAACUGACUGCCUUCAACGUUCGCACACUUAUGCAAGUUGGACAACAGAUAGGUCUGGCUAUGUCUUUGGAAAGUCUUAAUAUCGAUGUUUGCUGUCUAUUCGAGACCCGUAUCCAAGACUCUGGUGAAGUACUACAAUGUCGAUCUCCAUCUGUCGCUUCGAAAAGCUUGUUUUACGUGCGUUUAUUCGGGGACCCUGUGGCAUCUUCGUCUGGUCCUGCUGGCGUUGGUGUCGCACUGAGCGCUAGAGCUGAGGCAGCACUAAUCGAUUGGAUCCCCAUUAACAGUCAAUUAUGUACUGUUAGAUUAGAGAGUUCCAUCAAAGUGAGAAGCAAUCGACGUGAGAAACGAUGUCUUUUCGUCAUCUCCGCCUAUGCUCCGACAGAUUGCGGCCCGGAUGCAAUCAAGGAUGACUUUUACCACCAGUUAUCUGUACUUCUCCAGAAAUUGCGUUCGACAGAUAUUGUAGUGUAGGGGCUGUGGAGAUUAUUAAGUUUUUGAUCGAGAUCAUGAACCGAUUGAUGUUAGACACUAUCACCAUUGGAUGCCGGUUCAGUGGUCCAGCAGGUUAAACGUUCGCGCGCGAGACCGAAGGCCCUAGGUUCGAAUCCCACGAGCGGGAUCGUGAAUGCGCACUACUGAGGAGUCCCAAAAUAGGACGAAGCGGCCGUCCAGUGCUUCCAGGUUUCCAAAGGUGGUCUUGUUAUAACCCAGUGAAGAUUAAGUUAUAGGUAACUUCCGAAGACUGUUAAUAGACUAAUAUUCUAUAAAUAUUCUUAUUGUGUAAUUAUUCAACAAUUACAUUACGUAGAUUUAUAUUUCUCUUAUUAUAAACUUUAUUUUGACCUAUAACUUAUUAUUAUACGAUUUACGGUUCUUAAUCUAUGUUCAGUCUAUUAAUUAUUAUCUCCCUCGUUCACAGCCACUUUUUGGCUUAUUUGUGUACACAUGUUAUUUUCUAAUUUAUGGUACGUUGUGGUCUGUCUGGUUGAUAUAUAAACCGAGUAUGUUUGAAAUAAACGAUCUGCUCUGAUUCGAAGCUGGUAUUGUGUUCUGGACUCAAGUGGAAGGGCUCGGAGGACAUAGGACCAAUGAGGACGCUA
Schistosoma margrebowiei is the source of this 1246-nucleotide messenger RNA. The record is from the annotation of a GenBank genome assembly. NCBI's taxonomy places the organism in Eukaryota, Metazoa, Platyhelminthes, Trematoda, Strigeidida, Schistosomatidae.